Molecule: messenger RNA, 1713 nt
Organism: Tachysurus fulvidraco (yellow catfish)
Lineage: Eukaryota; Metazoa; Chordata; Actinopteri; Siluriformes; Bagridae
Product: tripartite motif-containing protein 75-like
Exons: 6
Coding region: 84-1394 (436 amino acids)
Molecular function (GO): protein binding
Source: RefSeq, a predicted model, not a curated record
CUCAUAUACAGAUCAGACACAGAACCCACACACAGGGAGCACACGAACACACAGACUCCUGCUGACUGCCUCAUUCAGACAAAAUGCGUUUAUUUUUUAACAAGCACACCAACGUGCCGAGGUCUCGAGGCGCGUCUAACGAAUCCAGUUUAGCGGUGACUGCGAGUUCGGCGGUACUUUACUGCGUCACGUGCGAUCAGCCGCUCAGCUCCCGGUGCCUUAUUAACGGCGCACAUCGGGAUCACCGCCUGAAGGAUCUAAAGGACACCGUUCACGAUCAAGUGAAAAGAUUAAAUGAUCUCAGUGGGAAACUGACAUCCAGAGAAAGGAAGUUUGGCAACCUUACACCUAAGAUUGAAGCAGCAGAGCGCGAGCUCGAGGAUUUGUGCAGCCAGACACAGGAACUGCUUCAGAAUGAAUACAGUACUCUGAUGAGUUUAAUCGAGCAGAAUCGACAGCAGGCCUUUUUCAUCCUGAACGCACAGAAGGAAACAAUGAAACGACAACUCCAUCAACUGUACGAGGAUAUACAUAACUACCAGAGCAAGUCUACAAACAUAGUCAAGGAAAUAGAGGAGGUCAACAGAAAACAGGACAGUGAGAACCCUUCCAGCCUCCUGGGGGAGAUUAAUGCGCUUGAGACCAGCCUGCACACGAUGAACGAGUUUUACUCCUCUGUGGACAAGAAGCUGAAAGUUGACAACACAAGACUGAAAGCUCUGGAAAACUCUAUUAAAAAAAUCGUGGAGAAAAACAAAGAGCUUCUGCCACGGCCAUGGGAAUUCUCAGAGACCAUUACAUUGGAUGAGAGUAAAGUUCAAGGAAAUGUUCAGAUCUCAGAAGACAAGACACAGAUGUCACUGAGCCCUUCGAAUAGUCUGAGACUGCUGUCACCAUGGAAAAGCACACGGGCAUCUCAGAGCUUCAAAAAUGGCUUGCAUUACUGGGAGGUGGCAGUAGGAGGCUGUGAGAGUUGGGCAGUCGGAGUAGUGGAAAACAGCCGGGUAAAUGGCAUCCAAACUGGAAGCAAUGAAAAGAAUAUAUGGCUUCUGGAGUGUGACGGUGGCGAGCUCUCAGUGAUGCACAACAACGACUUCAGCACAGUAAAGGAGAACAACAUCGAAACCCUCGGCGUCUUUCUGGAUUGUGAUAAAGGGCGACUGAAGUUCUAUAAUGUCAAUACAGGUAGCAUUCUGCACUCAUUUAUUGCCGAGUUCAAGCACGCUGUAUUUCCCAUGUUUCGCAUGCGUACGCAGAAAGACAGUUUGGCACAACUGAAGAUCUGCAACCUGGUAGAAAGAGAUAACAUCCAAAUCAUAAGCUCUGACAUGUCUGUCAUCUCAAAGUCACUAAACGAGGAUGCUAUGGAGUUAUCUUCUGAGAGCUCGAAUUAGGAUUUUUAAAUAAAAAAGUGGGUUUGCAUAUAUUAUGUUUACUGUAUUAUAAGUCCUGUCUAUUUAAAUGCAUUGAUUUUAUUACAGUGUUGUGAUGAGAGGGUUAAUGAAGAUAAGAUAUGAAGAUAAGAAUGAAGCUAAGCUGUAUGAUGUUAAUUAAGAUAUGCUACAGUACUUACACACAGCUAAGCUGUAACAGUGCAAUAAAUAAUUUAUGAUGUGAAAUGUAUUUACUUUUAAUAAAUGCUUUAUAUUUGUACGGAUCUGUUUUAAAUUGUAGAUGUUAUAUUACAUUUUUUGAAUAAAAUCUCAAAAGAUU